UGUCUCCUGCAGAUUGACAGGCAGCAGUUUGAGGAGACGGUCCGGACCCUCAACAACCUCUAUGCAGAAGCUGAGAAGCUCGGGGGCCAGUCCUACCUGGAGGGCUGUCUCGCCUGCCUGACCGCCUACACCAUCUUCCUGUGCAUGGAGACGCACUAUGAAAAGGUUCUAAAGAAAAUUGCCAAGUUCAUUCAGGAACAGAAUGAGAAGAUCUAUGCUCCUCAGGGCCUUCUGCUGACAGACCCCAUUGAAAGAGGAUUAAGAGUCGUAUCCUUGUGUGGCUUUGACAUUUUUGUCUCCUUGUUUGUCUCAGCGAGGCAGCUCUGCUCUUGCUUGRUCUGUGAGACACCAGACUGUCAUUAGUCUUGCUGCUUUUUGUUUAGUCCUGGUCCCCAGUC
Molecule: messenger RNA, 398 nt
Organism: Malurus melanocephalus (red-backed fairy wren)
Lineage: Eukaryota; Metazoa; Chordata; Aves; Passeriformes; Maluridae
Gene: GOLGA7
Product: golgin A7
Exons: 2
Biological process (GO): Golgi to plasma membrane protein transport; peptidyl-L-cysteine S-palmitoylation; protein targeting to membrane
Cellular component (GO): palmitoyltransferase complex; Golgi stack
Source: RefSeq, a predicted model, not a curated record